AAAAUGGUUAGCGUCACGUGAUCAAAUAUUGCAAUCAGCAUUUUGUGUUUGAUUUUUAUUUUAGUUUGUAAUUUGUUAAAAUUAAAAUUAAUUUAUAAAAAUGCCUUCAGAAUCGAAACCUUUACUCACUACUCCAACCGAGAAACCACAUCAUUAUACUUAUUUGAAGGAAUUCAGAGUUGAGCAGUGUACGUUGUUUUUGCAACAUAAAUGCUCUCAGCAUCGACCAUUUUCGUGUUUUAAUUGGCAUUUCCAUAACCAAAGACGUAGAAGACCAGUACGUAAAAGAGAUGGCACCUUUAAUUAUAGCGCAGAUAAUUACUGCUCCAGAUAUGACGAAACAACAGGUCUUUGUCCUGAUGGUGACGAUUGUCCGUAUUUACACCGAACCGCUGGAGAUACCGAAAGAAGAUAUCAUCUAAGGUAUUAUAAAACUUGCGUAUGUGUUCACGAUACUGAUAACCGAGGCAACUGUGUCAAAAAUGGACCUCACUGUGCAUUUGCCCAUGGAAAUCAUGACUUACGACCUCCUGUUUAUGAUAUUAAGGAGCUACAGGCUCAAGAUAUGUUGGAAAAUGCUGCCAACUCGGCAGUUAAUAAUAACGGACCUAAUGUACUUGAUAAAGAACGUAAUACUAUGAGUGAAGAUCCUAAAUGGCAAGACACCGCGUACAUAUUGGCGUAUUAUAAAACUGAAGCUUGUAAAAGACCGCCUAGGUUGUGUCGUCAGGGAUACGCUUGCCCUCAUUUCCACAAUAUUAGAGAUAAACGAAGAAAUCCUCAAUUACAUAAAUAUAGAUCAACGCCUUGUCCAAAUGUAAAACAUGGGGACGAAUGGGGUGAACCAACGAGUUGUGAAAAUGGGGAUACGUGUAUUUAUUGUCAUACUAGAACAGAACAACAAUUUCAUCCUGAAAUUUACAAAUCAUCAAAAUGUAACGACGUUCAACAAUCUGGAUACUGUCCUCGUGGAGCUUUCUGCGCGUUUGCGCAUUUGGAUGAGGAAAUGACUAUUGUACGUGAUAUGGCUGCUGCUUUAGAAGUGGGCAAGAGUUUAAGUGAAAUUUUGGAAAGUAUGGCUAUUUCAACCAAACAUGAUAAUCUUCCAACUAACGAUGAUGAUUGUAAUCUAGAAACAUCGGAUGAAACCGAUGAUUUAACUGAAAGUGAUACUGUAAGCAGUAUUGCUUCGGAAAAUUCUUUAAGUAAAGCUCCUGGAGCACAGUUAAGCAAUCAUCAAAUAAUAAGAAUUGAAUCUGCCGUUUAUAACAAUAAUACGCAUAAUGCCCAACAACAAGAACAAGACGCUCAAAAAGCGAACUGGAUAAGAAAAGAAUUAGUUGCUAUAGAAACUGAUCCGUUAUUAGAUCCAAUAGAACGCGCUCAACGAAAACAAAGUUUAUACGAAGAGUACAGCAAUUUAUCGAGUACGAGUCCUAGCAAUGUCAAUGGUAUCUGUUUAAAUAAUAAUAUAAAUUCUGGAUUAGACCUAUCACCGUUGUCCAGCCAUUUUAGGUAUAACAACGAUAACAUAGAAUCCGUAUUAGGUUCCAAAGUGGAUGAUUUACAAUUAGAUGAUACUACUUUACCGUUAACUUCUGUAAUAGAUCGUGAAUUUGAUAAAUGCGCUUCGUUAAAUAAUUCUAUAUCUGCUGGGUUACAAAGUUCUGGUAUAUUAUGCCCAACGCCUCCUGUUAAUAUUCCAAGUUCUGCUUUAAAUGAUCAAAAUCAAGUGAGUCGGUUUUCUCCUGUGACAUCUCCUCUAAUGAAUUCGGGAUUUUUAUCAUCUCGUUUUCACACGGAGCCAAUUGACAAUACUUUUCUGAAUCAUACCUCUUCGUUACAAGGUAUUACUAAUAACUCGGUGAAUAAUACCAAUAAACUAAACGCCGUUGGCUCGCAAUUCCGAACUGCAUCACCAUUGUAUGAUUUCCCAUUACCGUCUAGCGUUGUAGGUGCGCCUACGAAUGUAUUAAAUCGCCAAAUUUUACCUCUAAGUAAUAGUUUCUCAUUUAGCUCCGAGGAGAAAAUUAAAAGCACCACUGAAAUUUUACGUAGAGAAACGGAAAAUUUACAAAGAAAAUUGAACAUCGCAGAACAACAACGUGAUGAGGCUGUAGCUCAAGCUAAAGAUCUUAAAAAAGAAGUGGAUUUAUUGCAAGGAUCGCCAUAUUUACACGGGUUAAGAAGAAUAUCAGAAUUGAAAAAUUUAUCAUUGUCAGCUUUAAAAUCGUUGCAAUCUCAAUUAAAAACUGAUUUAGAAGAAAUCGAAAAAGUUUUGUACCUUCAAACAGCGACGAAGUGCAUAUUAUGCGAGGAAAACAAUCGUAGUGUGACUUUAGGACCUUGUAACCAUUUUGUCAUUUGUCAUAGUUGUGCGCCAUCACAGAAGAUGUGUCCGUAUUGCCAAACACCCAUAGCUACACAAACGUCUUCGGUUUCUAGUUCCGCAUAACAGUCUUGAAAUUUUGCUCCGAAAUGUCAAUUAUAAAUCGUAAUAGUAUUAUAUUAUCAGUUUUGUGAGGAUAUUUGAUACGUAUGAUUUUAUCUUUUUUGCGUUUACAUUUCACAAUUUACAAUUGCAAUAAUGAAUUUGAUUUAAUACAAAAAGUUUAUGAGUUAUUUUUAAUAUCAAGGUACAGCUAUAAUUCAGUACCCUAAAGUUAUUUUUAAUUACUUAGUAUUAUAUAUUUUUUUUAAAUAAGUUUUUUAGACGCCCAUGAUAAAGGAGAGAUAUUUUUGACCUUUUAUUAAUUGAAGUACAAGUUUUUAAUAUUUUACUAUUUUUUACUCAAAUUUUUUCAUGGAAUACCGUUUGCUACAAUUUUUUUAAAGACAAUAAUAAAAAAGUAUUUUUAUUAUUAUAGAAAUUUCUAUAAGUGUAAUGAAAGGGAUUUCAAAUAAUUUUACUAAAUGCAUACGUGAUUUGACGUAAUUUUGAUCUUUAUAAUUACUCAAAUAUUUUUUUCUUACUUCUAAGAUACCUAUUUUUAUUAAAAAAACUUUUAAAUUUAUUAAAAAUCAUAGUUGAAAACAUAUUUUUAUAAAUUACGUUUAAAACUUAUGUGUCAAGUUGCGAGUUUUUUUUUAAUGAUUUAAACACUCUCUUAAAGUAGUGACUGCGUCGUUAACGACGAAUUAAUAACCAAUGUCUUUCUGCAUUUAUCAGUUUUGAAGAAUCACUCGAUUGUUUUGAUCAGUUUAUUUUAUACAUAAUUAUAGUUCGUCAACGUAAAGUUUAUUUCUACUUUUUUUCCAGUUAUAAUUGUAAGUUUUUUACGAUAAUUUUAAAAUAACUCAAGGUGUUUUUUUGCUAUUCCUAUAUUUUUUUUCAAAAUAAAACAUAAAGAAGGGACGCGAUUCGAGUAGAAUCGAGAUGCUGAUUAAGUCUGAAAUCGUUUAAAUUAAAAAGUUGAUAUUUCGAUCAAAGCCUUACCUCACAAGAAACAUUUUUUUUUUUCAUUUUGUACAUAAUUAUGAUAACGAUAGGAGGCUGAUAAUAACUAUUAUUAUUAUUUUCUUUUUAAUAUAAGUUUUGUAAUUACGACAAGGCAUGGUUUUAAAAGUUUUGAGACGUAAUUGUAUAGAAUUUUUUAACUUUCCCUUGAAUAAUUUUGAUUCAAAACCGCUAAAACUUUUUUUGAAACUUCAGUUUUUAUGUUACUACGAUACAUUUGAAAAAUGUAUAGUUCAUGAAUAAAAUGAUUUUAUCUCGUA
Messenger RNA from Planococcus citri (citrus mealybug), 3717 nucleotides. RefSeq names its product RING finger protein unk (gene unk). NCBI's taxonomy places the organism in Eukaryota, Metazoa, Arthropoda, Insecta, Hemiptera, Pseudococcidae. The record is from RefSeq and is a predicted model, not a curated record. Bases 101 to 2455 code for a protein of 784 amino acids. The transcript has 15 exons. Gene Ontology annotation, molecular function: metal ion binding.